UCGGCCUCCGUGCGCCAGAGGGAGCUGGGUCGGCCGGCAGCCAUGACCCGGUUUCGGCUGCUGCCGCCGCUGCUGGCGCUGAGCGUGCUUUCAGCUUCUGUCCCGGUUCAUCUGGCGACGCCGUCCUCGCAGAACAGCCUGGUCACGAUGAUCGGGGCAGCGGUGGAUACCAUGGACGCCAACCUGGGCAACCUCACGCAGGCGGUAAACGAUGCCUGGGUACCCCCGUCAGGAUUGAUGCCCUCUGUCCGGAUGCAGGCGGCAGUCUUGAAGUUGAAGGCACGCUCUCCGACGCUGCGCUCUCUCGUCGCCCGAAUCAGACGGGAACGACUUCCUCCAGCGCGAAUGUCGCUGGAGACUGACUCGGAGAAAUGCAACAUGACCGCGGUGAAACAAACGUUGUAUAAUUCCGCGUUGGUCCUGGAUCGAGUAACGGCCAAGGUACUGACCACUUCUGUUCUGAGUGAACUUAUCAGUCGAAACCAAGAGUUGGGGAGCUAUACAAAUUGCCAACUGCAAAUCAAUACAGGGAAUGACACGAAGGCUCUGCUCAAGUACAUAGACAAUGUAGCGAAACAUGUAGCCCCUGCGGCAGCGUCUGCUGCCAUCGCCGCCCAGCCGCCCGGCUUGCCGCUCAGUUCGCCGUUCAUGGUCCUGCUGGUGACACUGAGUUGCCUGCUGACACUGCUGCUGCUGGUCGGCCUGGCCGUGCUGGCGCAUCGGGGCGCCGUUCAAUCUGUCGGGCUGCCGGCACCGCAGCGGACCGUCGCCGAACAGAAGCAGACGGCUCACCAGCCGGCCGAGCCCCCAAACAACCUGCAUCAGGCCGAGAACUGGCGGUGGCGCCGCCAGAGCGACGUCGAGCUUCAAGACUCGCCGGCCAGGCCGCGCACCGCCAAAACCUCCACUUGGAGCCGUAUCUGGGGCGGCGUGGUGCGCGACUACGAGCGCUCGCGGUCCCCCAGCGGUGGGAUGACCGGCGAGCCGCGUCCCGUUCGCAGCCAAACUCCCCCGGUGCCGGCGCGGCGCGAGAAGAACGAGCGACCGCCGGCGCGGCCCGAGAGGGACGAGCGACCGCCGCCGCGCCGCCCGUCGCCCGCCCCUGACAGCGGCAGUGACAACUGGUCCUUUGGCCCGUCGGCGCGCAGCAAGUCCACCAACUCGCCGUUCACCACCUAGUGGCAGGCACACGUCUCACGGUAUUCGUGGACUUGGCCUGGUCAAACGUGGGACGCUGGUGUAAUGCGGCAUCCUGAGGGCGCUUCGGACCAACGUAGCUAUGUAGUUUAUGCAAAGUGAGCUAUAACUCACUUACUUGUCCAGCUCACGCCAUACUGUCGUGUCGUUCGCCGCUGAAGAUACGCACGCUGUCCAGGUUGUGAUAAUCAGUUCGCAGGCUACAAAACCUACACUUUCCCGUUCACGAGGUUUCCAUUUCAUGAAUCACGUGCAGAUGACUCCUUUUUCAGCCGUGAUGCAGUGUGCCGCCACGUCGGAGAGGGAGCCCACCUCUCACCAGUAAUAAUGAAACUUAAAAGCACGCCCAUGGCGUUGCAUGAAAUAAUCCACUGCAAUUACCUCCGUCCCUCGAUCCGCAUCCGCUUGAAACGCUUGCCUUCAGCUGCCGUGAAGAUGCCUGUCAUUAGCCCUGCGUUGAAGGUGAUACACCGUUUUUUUAGAUGAGAGGUUACGGAAGGGAUGAGGAAGACGUUUCGGAUUGAUCCAAUGACGUUAAUUAAGUCUAAGAUCAUAUGUUUGGAAAAGAGAAUAACGAUGCCAGGAAGCGAGGCUAAACAUUCUCAUGGCCCGUGUGUAAAUAAAAUAAAUGUAUAUCGCGAUAA
Messenger RNA from Pollicipes pollicipes, 1841 nucleotides. RefSeq lists its product as uncharacterized. The transcript has 2 exons. NCBI's taxonomy places the organism in Eukaryota, Metazoa, Arthropoda, Thecostraca, Pollicipedomorpha, Pollicipedidae. Bases 43 to 1179 code for a protein of 378 amino acids. The record is from RefSeq and is a predicted model, not a curated record.